Vicia villosa (hairy vetch) is the source of this 1267-nucleotide messenger RNA. RefSeq names its product metacaspase-8-like. The record is from RefSeq and is a predicted model, not a curated record. Bases 79 to 951 code for a protein of 290 amino acids. The transcript has 2 exons. Gene Ontology annotation, biological process: proteolysis. Gene Ontology annotation, molecular function: cysteine-type endopeptidase activity. NCBI's taxonomy places the organism in Eukaryota, Viridiplantae, Streptophyta, Magnoliopsida, Fabales, Fabaceae.
GUAACAAAUACGUUUCAUGCUUUGUUUCUUCUAACCCUCGCACAGCGUUCCGACGGCGAUCUGUCUAGUUUGGUAUUCAUGGGUGGUAAGAAGAAAGCACUGAUUGUUGGGUUUAACUAUCCUGAAUCAAAAAUGCAUAUCAAGAGUCCUGCGAACUCUGCAACCAGAUUUACGGAUUGUUUGAUGACAUAUUAUGGAUUUCUUUCCGAUGAUAUAACUCUUAUGCUUGAUGAAAACCCCCGCUUGAAUUGUAAUUUUCCUACCAACCAUCAAAUUACUCCUUCCUAUUUCACAGAGACAAUGCCAUCCACUUACGCCUCCGCCAUAUGCACAAAACUCUACCAAAUGAUAACAGAUUCUACUGAUGGAGACACCCUGGUUUUCUAUUUCUGUGGACACGGUGGUCGCACUCCAGCAACCGAUUACAAUAAUAAUUCUGGCUUUGUUGAAUAUAUGUGUUGCAGUGAUGGAUCUAUUAUCACAGACUCAAAUCUUCGGCACCUAACCGAAUGUGUAUCGGUGGGGUGCUCGUUUACUGUUGUGGCGGAUUGCACGGCAUCUGGAGGACUUAUAGAAGGAGCUAAAGAGAUUUUAGGACACAGUACGGAGACUCCCUUAACCAAUAAGACCUCUCUCACCAGUAAUAUUUGGGAACCAACAUUAGGCACGGCACGUCGCCCAUUGGGUAUACUUUUAUCUGCCUGUCAAAAUGAUGAGGAAGCUCGGGCCGCCAUUAAUUUCAAUAGAAUGGAGUCUGCCUGCUUUUAUACAGAUGCCUUACUUCUUGUUAUCCAAGAAACGAAAGGGAACGUGACUAAUUGGAAUUUAGUCAAAACUAUAACACUUAUGUUUCAAAAUAUGCAAUGGAAACAAAUCCCUGGUUUGUACUGCGACGAGAGUCAAAUGGAUUUGAAAUUUUUGGGUCUUAAUGGAUCAGAACAAGGAUUAUAGGGUGGGUCUUAGUUACUUUUCUUUGUGUCGGAUGGAUUAUGAGACACUGGUUCCGCAGGCAGGUAUUUGCCACGGAUCUCUAUCUUUAGUCAUUUUUAUGUUUUCCUCGUAGUAAUUUCUUGGUUGUAUGAACUGUUCUGGAUGUUUUGGAGAAGCCGGUUUAUAUAGCAUGCAAUUGUUCCAACCAUAAGUGUUCUUGUUGUGUUGUGUUGUGCUGCCUGGUAGGCUCUGUACUUGCUAGAUAUUUGGUGUAUUUCUCGGGUUAUCCCUUUACUCUCUGUCUCCAAUCAUAUGUGUCUCGAUGUUUAUAUUUUCA